AUGGGCCAUACAGUUCCGCAGCUAAAAGACCAAUCUCUCUUUAUCGAGAAGGCAUAUGUCAAUGGCGAAUGGGUAGCUGCCCAGUCAGGGCAAACAUUUGAAGUUCACGAUCCUGCUUCAGGAAAGCUCAUCGGAACAUGCCCUGAGUUCAAUGCUGCCGACACCGAAAAGGCCAUCCAGGCUGCCACAGAGGCUUUCCCUAAAUUUCGCACGACAUUGGCCCGCGAGCGUGCUCGGAUGCUGCGCCGGUGGUACCAGUUGAUGAUCGACAAUGCUGAGGAUUUGGCAACAUUGAUCACUUGGGAGAAUGGAAAGCCGCUCGCGGACGCCAAGGGUGAGGUGAACUAUGCCGCCGGUUUCUUUGAGUGGUUCAGUGAGGAGGCACCCCGAAUUUAUGGAGACACUAUCCCUUCCUCAGUGGCAGGUAACAGAGUUAUGACCCUUAAACAGCCUGUGGGUGUUUGCAGCUUGAUCACCCCAUGGAAUUUCCCUGCAGCAAUGAUCACUCGGAAGGCUGGGCCAGCUUUGGCAGCAGGCUGCACUGUUGUGGUCAAGACUCCAGGAGAAACCCCAUUCACUGCCAAUGCGUUGGCAGAACUGGCACACCGUGCUGGUAUCCCCAAGGGUGUUUUUAACAUCGUCACUUCCUUGAAGAACACACCAGAGGUGGGUGAAGCGUUGACUACCCACCCGGAAGUUCGCAAGGUUUCCUUCACUGGUUCGACCAAUGUGGGUAGGCUCCUGAUGAAGCAGUCGUCUUCUACCGUUAAGAAAGUGUCUUGGGAGCUUGGUGGAAAUGCCCCCUUUAUUGUCUUUGAUGAUGUUGAAGACCUUGAUGCUGCAGUUGCUGGGGCAGUUGCCUCUAAGUUCCGCAGCUCAGGCCAGACAUGCGUCUGCGCCAACCGCAUCUACGUGCAGAGAGGUAUCUAUGACGAAUUUGUGAAGCGUUUCGUUGAAAAGGUUAAAGGCUUCAAGGUCGGGGCAGGCUUCGAGGAAGGUGUUACCCAUGGCCCUGUCAUCCAUGGACGCGCUAUCGAGAAGAUCGAUGAGCAUGUCCGUGAUGCCGAAUCCAAGGGAGCUAAGGUCGCUGUUGGAGGCCGUAAAUUGUCCGAAUUGGGCCCUAACUUCUAUGACAUGACUGUUCUGACCGAAAUGAACAAAGACAUGUUGGUUGCCUCUGAAGAGACCUUUGGCCCUGUGGCUGGAUUGUUCCCAUUCGAAACUGAAAAGGAGGUUGUCGACUUGGCGAACCGUGCAGAAGUUGGCCUGGCUGGUUACUUCUUCAGCGGCAAUGUCAAGCGCAUCUUCCGGGUUGCGGAAGCCUUGGAAGUGGGGAUGGUUGGUGUGAACACUGGCCUCAUCAGCGAUGUUGCUUCUCCGUUUGGUGGUGUCAAGCAGAGUGGAUUCGGCCGUGAGGGCAGUAAGUACGGCAUUGAUGAAUUCCUCACGAUCAAGAGUGUCACCUUUGGCGGCAUGGGCGAGCCUUUGCAGUCAUAG
Messenger RNA from Aspergillus bombycis, 1497 nucleotides. RefSeq names its product NAD-dependent succinate-semialdehyde dehydrogenase. Gene Ontology annotation, biological process: GABA catabolic process. The transcript has 4 exons. The coding region runs from base 1 to 1497 and encodes 498 amino acids. The record is from RefSeq and is a predicted model, not a curated record. Gene Ontology annotation, molecular function: succinate-semialdehyde dehydrogenase (NAD+) activity. NCBI's taxonomy places the organism in Eukaryota, Fungi, Ascomycota, Eurotiomycetes, Eurotiales, Aspergillaceae.